UUGUACACUCGUUUUUGGGUAUAAGAAAAGGGCUUGAUCCACAAAACGCCACACACCCAAAGGGAAUUUGGUUAGGUAUAUUUGUCUGUGACGAUGGCGGUCGCUGCCGGGGAGGUUUUCGCUUCUGGGUCUCAGGAGUUGCAUGUUCUUGCCGUGGAUGACAGCAACGCCGAUGGAAAGAUCAUUGAGAGAUUGCUGAAGAUAUCAUCUUGUAAAGCGACGGCUGUGGAGAGUGGAAUAAGAGCCUUGCAGUUUCUGGGAUUGGAUGGAGAGAAACACUCGGGGUACAAUGUGAAUCUGAUAAUGACUGACUAUUCCAUGCCUGGAAUGACAGGAUAUGAGCUUCUGAAAAAGAUCAAGGAGUCAUCUGCUUGCAGACAAAUACCUGUGGUGAUCAUGUCUUCUGAGAACAUCCUGACUCGCAUUGAUAGGUAUUUUUUCAAUUCGAUCAUUUUUCUUUUGCAUCGUGUUUGAUAUUGAAGGAUUAUCAUAUAAAUGUGAUGGGAGUGAUCAGCUCAAGAUCAUCUUGAUUUCUGUAUGUUGUUAAUCGAAUAAAAUCUGAAAAGGAUA
Molecule: messenger RNA, 570 nt
Organism: Rubroshorea leprosula
Lineage: Eukaryota; Viridiplantae; Streptophyta; Magnoliopsida; Malvales; Dipterocarpaceae
Source: the annotation of a GenBank genome assembly